Messenger RNA from Nothoprocta perdicaria, 3638 nucleotides. It is a transcript of the gene PCDH18, whose product is annotated as protocadherin 18. NCBI's taxonomy places the organism in Eukaryota, Metazoa, Chordata, Aves, Tinamiformes, Tinamidae. The record is from RefSeq and is a predicted model, not a curated record. Gene Ontology annotation, cellular component: plasma membrane. Bases 1 to 3435 code for a protein of 1144 amino acids. Gene Ontology annotation, biological process: homophilic cell-cell adhesion. Gene Ontology annotation, molecular function: calcium ion binding. The transcript is spliced from 4 exons.
AUGAAUUGCGAAAACUCACAAAUGCACCAAAUCGGCAGUAAAAUGCACUUUAUAUUCAUUUUUGCACUGAUGAUAGUAUCUUUCAAUAAGGCUGUGCUGGGCAAGAAUCUGAAAUACAGGAUUUAUGAGGAGCAGAGAGUUGGAUCAGUAAUUGCAAGACUAUCGGAGGAUGUAGCUGAUGUUUUAUUCAAGAUGCCUAACCCUUCCUCGGUUCGCUUUCGAGCCAUGCAGAGAGGGAAUUCUCCCUUGCUUGUAGUCCGCGAGGAUAACGGAGAGAUCAGCAUAGGAGCUAAAAUUGACCGGGAACAGCUCUGCCAGAAAAACUUAAACUGCUCCAUAGAGUUUGAUGUGAUCACUCUGCCCACGGAACAUCUGCAGCUUUUCCACGUUGAAGUUGAAGUGCUGGAUAUUAAUGACAACUCCCCACAGUUUUCCAGAGCGCUCAUCCCUAUUGAGAUCUCAGAGAGCGCGGCUGUAGGAACCCGGAUCCCUUUGGACAGUGCUUUUGAUCCUGAUGUAGGGGACAAUUCCCUUCACACCUAUUCCCUUUCUGCAAAUGAUUUUUUCAGUAUUGAAGUGAGGACGAGGACGGAUGGGGCCAAGUAUGCAGAGCUCAUUGUGGUCAGAGAACUGGACCGGGAGUUGAAAUCAAGUUAUGAGCUCCAGCUCACUGCCUCGGAUAAAGGGGUGCCUCAGAGGUCGGGCUCCUCCAUCCUCAAAAUAAGCAUCUCUGAUUCCAAUGACAACAGCCCUGCUUUUGAGCAGCAGUCAUAUAUAAUUCAACUCUUGGAAAACUCACCGGUUGGGACUUUGCUCAUAGACCUCAAUGCUACUGAUCCAGAUGAGGGCGCUAAUGGUAAAGUCGUGUACUCUUUUAGCAGUCAUGUGUCUGCCAAAAUUACAGAGACUUUUAAAAUUGACCCAGAAAAAGGACAUCUGACCCUCCUGAAGCAAGUGGACUAUGAAACAACCAAAUCCUAUGAAAUCGAUGUUCAGGCUCAAGACUUGGGGCCAAAUUCUAUUCCAGCUCACUGCAAGAUUAUAAUUAAAAUUGUGGACGUGAAUGACAACAGACCUGAGAUUAACUUAAACUUGAUGUCCCCAGAGAAAGAAGAGAUCGCUUACAUUUCGGAGGGGUCACCCCUGGACACGUUUGUGGCCCUAGUCAGAGUGCAAGACAAGGACGCUGGAGUGAAUGGAGAGGUAGUUUGCAAGCUCCAUGGGCAUGGCCACUUUAAACUCCAAAAGACUUACGAAAAUAAUUAUUUAAUCCUGACUAAUGCCACUCUAGAUAGAGAAAAGAGAUCUGAAUACAGCUUGACUGUAAUAGCAGAGGACAAGGGAACGCCAAGUCUCUCCACAGUAAAACACUUUACUGUCCAAAUCAGUGAUGAAAAUGACAACCCACCCCGCUUCCAGACAAACAGAUACGAAGUUGUUAUCUUAGAAAAUAACUCUCCGGGAGCGUACAUCACGUCSGUCACAGCCACAGACCCAGAUCUAGGGGACAACGGGCAGGUGACCUACACUAUUUUGGAGAGCUAUAUUUUGGGAAGCUCUAUAACCACCUACGUGACCAUCGACCCCUCCAAUGGGGCCAUCUAUGCCCUGAGAACCUUUGACCAUGAAGAGGUCAAUCAAAUUGCCUUCAUGGUUCAAGCCAGGGACGGAGGGAGUCAGCAGCUCGUUAGCAAUACCACCGUCGUGCUCACCGUCAUCGACGAGAACGACAACGCUCCCGUCAUCGUGGGCCCAGCGCUACGCAACAGCACCGCAGAGAUCUCCAUCCCCAAAGACGCUGGAAUUGGCUUUCUUGUCACCAGGGUAAGGGCUACGGAUAGAGACUCUGGUAUGAACUCAGAACUCAGCUGCUCCCUAGCAGCCGAUGGUGAGAACAACAUCUUCGUGAUGGAUCCCAAAACUUGUGACAUCUCUAUCAAUGUCAGUGUAGAGUCAGUUCCAGCAAAACAGUGGGAGUUUUUUGUGAUAGUCCAGGAUAAAGGCAGUCCUCAGCUUAGUACUAAAGCGCUUCUGAAGUGUACGGUUUUUGAGUAUGUUUAUUCAUUUUCAAGCACAGAAGCAACUUUGAUAAGCCAGCCCUCCCUGGAUGUCUCUAUGAUAACAAUUAUAUCCUUAGGAUCAAUCUGUGUCGUGUUGUUGGUCAUUAUGGUUAUCUUUGCUACAAGAUGUAAUCGAGAGAAGAAAGACACCAGGUCCUACAACUGUCGCGUGGCAGAAUCCACCUACCAGCACCACCCCAAACGACCCUCCAGGCAGAUCCACAAAGGGGACAUCACGUUGGUGCCCACCAUCAAUGGCACUUUGCCCAUCAGAUCUCACCACAGAGCUUCCCCGUCAUCCUCUCCGACGCUGGAAAGGGGACAAAUGAGUAGCCGGCAGAGCCACCACAGCCACCAAUCGCUCAACAGCCUGGUGACAAUCUCCUCCAACCACGUGCCUGAGAACUUCUCRCUGGAGCUUACACACGCCACUCCGGCCGUGGAGCAGGUUUCUCAGCUUCUCUCGAUGCUUCACCAGGGCCAGUAUCAGCCAAGACCAAGUUUUCGAGGAAACAAAUAUUCCAGAAGCUACAGAUAUGCCCUGCAAGACAUGGAUAAGUUCAGCUUGAAAGACAGCGGCCGGGGUGACAGUGAAGCUGGAGACAGUGAUUAUGAUUUGGGUAGAGAGUCUCCAAUUGACAGACUUCUUGGGGAAGGAUUCAGUGACCUUUUCCUUACAGAUGGGAGAAUUCCUGCAGCAAUGCGGUUGUGCACCGAGGAGUGCAGAGUCCUGGGGCACUCGGAUCAGUGCUGGAUGCCGCCGCUGCCCUCACCCUCCUCUGACUACCGACGCAACAUGUUCAUUCCAGGGGAGGAAUUUCAGUCACCGCAGCAGCAGCAGCUGCCRCAGCAGCAGCAGCAGGGCCUCGAGGAGGAUGCGCAGCCCUCUGACGCCGGAGAGAAGAAGAAGAGUUUCUCAACAUUUGGUAAAGACUGUCAGAGCGAGGAGGAGUCGGGGGACACCUGCACCUCCUCCCUGCUCUCCGAAAUGAGCAGCGUCUUCCAGCGCCUGCUGCCUCCCUCGCUGGAUGCCUACACGGAGUGCAGCGAGGGCGAUCGCUCYGGCUCGCUGGAGCGCAGGAAGGGACAUUUGCCAGCCAAGACUGUGAAUUACCCGCAGGGGGUGGCCGCAUGGGCAGCCAGCACGCAUUUCCAAAACCCCGCCAGCAGCAGCGGGCCCGCGCUGGGGACGCACUCGGGCGCGCAGCCUUCCUCCAAGUGGCUGCCCGCCAUGGAGGAGAUCCCGGAGAACUACGAGGAAGACGAUUUUGACAACGUGCUCAACCACCUCAGUGAUGGUAAACACGAACUCAUGGAUGCCAGCGAGCUGGUGGCAGAAAUAAAUAAGCUGCUGCAGGACGUCCGGCAGAACUAGCCGUCUCAGAAACCUAUUUUCCAUAUUUAUGGAAAACUGGAAGGGGGGAAAAGAAAUCAAAAAACAGACUGAAAAGAACUGGCAUUGCCAAUUAGUUGCAUUUAUCAUAAAUGUGUCUGUGUAUGUUGAAUAUUAAAAUACUGUAUUUUCAUAUGUACACAAUGCAAGUGUGAUUAUCUUUAUCUGUAUUUUAAAAAUACAUU